Molecule: messenger RNA, 501 nt
Organism: Caenorhabditis remanei
Lineage: Eukaryota; Metazoa; Nematoda; Chromadorea; Rhabditida; Rhabditidae
Exons: 6
Coding region: 1-501 (166 amino acids)
Source: RefSeq, a predicted model, not a curated record
AUGGGAUACGCUCCAAGAGAACGGAGCGAUUUACUCGAAGAAGAAAUAAUUAUCAAACCAAUCAAAAAACCGUUCCCUACUUGGCAAUGGUUUAUCUUAGUUUUCACAGUUUAUUUCGUCGUUUUUAUUACUACUGGUGUUACUGGAAUAAUUGCUGACUAUCAAAAACUCGGUGGGCUAUCUGCUUCUGACAUUAACAAUACUGUAUUUGCUCUGAUAUACGUUUAUAUUAAUAUUCUUCAAUGGUUUCCCCUCACUGCCUGCAUAUUUAUAUUCAAUCAACAGCUUUUCUGUGGACCCAAGGCGUAUCAAUUGAAGAGAAAAUUCAUUUAUUCUUUCGUCGCUCAAUUCUUCACUAUCCCUCUUCUCAUCAUUAAUACUUAUAUCAGUGCUCAGGUUUAUUUGAUAAUUAGCAAGCUCCGCCCAGAAUACGAUGGAGAUGAGUUGUAUGAAGUAAUUGAAGGAUCAGAAGGAAGUUCGACAAAGAAAACUGAUGAUUAG